Molecule: messenger RNA, 3093 nt
Organism: Formica exsecta
Lineage: Eukaryota; Metazoa; Arthropoda; Insecta; Hymenoptera; Formicidae
Product: aminopeptidase N-like
Exons: 10
Coding region: 340-3093 (917 amino acids)
Biological process (GO): peptide catabolic process; proteolysis
Cellular component (GO): cytoplasm
Molecular function (GO): peptide binding; metalloaminopeptidase activity; zinc ion binding
Source: RefSeq, a predicted model, not a curated record
CGAGCGAUACAGUAUAAACAUUGUUGAGCGUUGUAUAAUUAAAUUUUCCUUGAAAUUUUUUGUGAAAUUUGAUUCCGAUUACAAUAAGUGAUCAAAAAUAUCAUCUCAUGUUAAUAUUCGUUAAGAGUAAAACUCGUAUUUUAAAUUCGCGUGUGCACAUGUGACUAUGAAUGUAUGUAUGUGCGUGUCGGUUUUAUGUAUAUAUAACGGUUAUCUCAUUAUCUUACACACGUAUUAAUAACGCAAGGUGAAAGAUAGUCGAAUAGACACCACCGCUCUUAUUCAUUUGAAAAGCAACUUUUAGAAUUGGACUGAAUAUAUCUAAGUUAAGAAAUAGUCAUGAUUUCUUAUCGCUUUCUGUUUGCUGUGUUUUUAUUGAUUAUUCUCAUCGCUUUAAAUCUGGUACUCGCAUAUGAUAAUGUCAAUAUAGACGGAAACAAAAAUUUGAACGAGAUUUCCGCACGAUAUCGACUACCCAAGGAAAUCAUUCCCGUAUUAUAUGAUUUAUCGAUUUACACUAAUCCCAGUAAAGCGGACUACGAUGGUCACGUACGAAUCACCUUGCAAGUACUGGAAAAAACAGACUUUAUCGUUCUGCACACAGAUACAUUAAUCGUACAAUCAAAUGCAUUUUUAUCAGAUAAAUCAGGUCGAUUGAUUCCAAUUUUGCAUUACGUUUACGAUCAAGAAACGCAGAUGCUUACGAUUAAACUCGAAUGCACACUGAAACCUGCAAAAUACACGAUAGAAUUAUCCUUUAAAGGAUACAUCGCAAAUGAUGUUUUCGGCUUUUACGCAAGUCUAUACGAAAUUGAAGGAAAACUUAGACGAAUUGGCGUAACUCAGUUUUCGCCCACGUAUGCACGUCGUGCAUUUCCAUGUAUGGACGAGCCACAUUUAAAAGCGGAAUUCCAAGUCCGAAUUGGUCAUCAUAAAUAUCAAAAUGCGACGAGUAAUACUCCAGUGGAAUCUAUACAAAUAAAAAAUGAUACUUACUAUGUGACCACAUUUCGCCGCACGCCGCGAAUUUCCACAUACUUGGUAGGAUGGACAGUGCACAACUUUGUUCUGGAGCAAUCAAGAAUUUCGGAGAAUUUCAAGAUGUGGACGAGAGACUCCAUGAAGUUUCGCGGAUCGAUGGCCUUGAAUCGCGGCCAGACAGUCUUCUCGGCACUGCAGACGUGGUUAUCGGUGAAGAGCCCGCUCGAGAAGGUCGAUCAAUUUGCAAUACCGGAUUUCAAUUUUAACGCGAUGGAGAAUUGGGGCCUUGUCACUUACCGGGAAUCCAUAGUAUUGCACGAAAACGGAAUCACGCCGACAAGAAUAGUGUUGAAUGGAUUAACAACGAUGGCUCACGAGUACGCUCACACCUGGUUCGGAAAUUUGGUGACACCCAAAUUCUGGGAUGUCGUCUGGCUGAAAGAGGGUUUUGCUACGUAUUUCCAAUACUUUGGUGUAUCCAUAGCGGAACCGGAUCUGAGAAUUAUGAAUAUGUUUACGGUAGAUUGUCUUCAACCGGCGCUACUCGCUGAUUCCGAUGAUCAUAGGCGUACACUGAACGGUCGAGAGGUCGGAAACCGUAGCAGCAUUAUGGCUACUUUGGAUUUUGUUUCUUAUAAAAAAGGUGGAUCCGUAAUUCGUAUGACCAAUUAUAUCAUCGGAAAUAUAGCAUUUCAGUUAGGUUUACAGAGUUAUUUGCGCGAGAUGUCAUAUCAAGCAACACUUCCAUCCGAUUUGUAUCGACACUUACAGACUGCAUCAGACAAAUCAGGACAACUGUCUAAGCAUUUGCUUAUAAAAGAUAUCAUAGAAUCCUGGGCAAAUCAGCCAGGGUAUCCCCUAGUAACCAUUACGCGGAACUACACCACGAAAGCUCUUUUCGCCUCGCAAGAACGAUUUUAUCUGAGUCGCCAUAUAACGCAAACAGACAAAUCUGGUUGGUGGAUACCGUUAACUUUUGUAAUUGAAGAAUCGAAUUCCACAUUUGAUCGAAUCAAUAUAGUAGCAUGGUUGAAGCCACAGGUCAAGAGCGCGAUAAUUGGUUCUUUCGAGCCAAAUUCAUGGGUGAUUUUCAACGUUCAGCAAAUUGGGUAUUAUAGAGUCAAUUAUGAUGAGAAAAACUGGAAGAUGCUUAUCGAUUAUCUGAGAUCAAAAAAUUUUAAAAAAAUACACGUGGCAAAUAGAGCUGCACUUCUAGAUGACGCCUUUAAUUUAGCUAGAGCCGGUUAUGUGAAUUAUUCCAUUCCAUUUGAUAUUGCGACGUAUCUUAUUCAUGAAACCGAAUACGAACCGUGGGUUGCUGCAAUAAAUAACUUUAAUUUUCUCAAUCAUAUUCUCGCUAGCUCGCCGCGAGUACAACAAUUUUUUCAAGCCUAUGCAAAUCACAUACUUAAAUCUAUAUACCAUUUACUAAGCUUUGUCGAAAAUCCCGCAGACAGUUCGACAAUAAAAAUACAUCGCGAAUUAAUCUUAUCGGCUGCGUGCUUGGUCAACAACAUCCACUGCCUAAAAAAAUUAAAAACUUUAUUUGAUUCUUGGAUUUCUAUGUCGGAGAAAAGAGUAUCAGCAAAUCUCAAGAGUUUCGUAUAUUGUACGGGCAUUCGCGCAGGUGAUGAUAAUGAUUGGCAUACAGUUUGGAAUCGAUUCCUCCGCACUGAUCUACAUACAGAACAAGAGCUCUUGCUAAAUGCACUCGGAUGUACUAAAAAUCCACAAUUAAUCGAGAAAUAUCUUAAUAUGUCCAUAACUCAUGAAUCCAAUAUCCGCAAACAAUAUAGGAUGAUGAUAAUUAAUGCAGUUUUGAAUGGCAAUCCUGAAAAUGUGAAUUAUGUUAUCGAUUUUAUCCACAAUAAUUUGCAUGCAGUUCUAAAAUUAAGAGGAAUAAAUUUCUUAAAUAAAAUGUUUGCUGCUAUAGGAAAUAAGAUUAUAACAGAAGUUCAAUUAAAUAAGUUUUGCUCUUUUAUUGACAAGAAUAUCAAAAACCUAAAAUCAGCAUUGAAUUCAGCAAGAAAGGCCAUAGCUGUUUCUGAAGCGUCCAUAACAUGGAUUCAUGAAUUUUUACCUGCAAUCGAGGAAGCAUUAUUAGCUAAUUAA